This is a messenger RNA of Trypanosoma grayi, 1383 nucleotides long. Its product is annotated as putative GPI transamidase component GAA1. The record is from RefSeq and is a predicted model, not a curated record. Gene Ontology annotation, cellular component: GPI-anchor transamidase complex; membrane. The transcript has a single exon. NCBI's taxonomy places the organism in Eukaryota, Euglenozoa, Kinetoplastea, Trypanosomatida, Trypanosomatidae. Gene Ontology annotation, biological process: attachment of GPI anchor to protein. Bases 1 to 1383 code for a protein of 460 amino acids.
AUGCUUCGAGACCGUAUAGUGAAAGGGCUUAAAAGCCAUGCUGCCAGUGCUGCACCUCUGUUUCUAGUGGCUGGAAUUCUGCUUAUCGGUAGUAUUCCAAUUCUGAAACCGAAACGCAACUUCAUCGACGAAAGUGCUGUAAAUGUGGGGAAUAUUCCAGUGCUGGUGACCCCUUUUGAUGCAUCUCGCUAUGAUACCAAAGUACUGCAGGAUCACCGCAUUGUUCAUGGUCGUCGCUCUGUAGGUGCAGAGACUAUCGCCGUCUACGUCAAUACUGCAGAGAAGUCGUCCAUUGUCUUGGCGAACAAUCUUAUGGACGUUCUUAGGAGGAGGGAAAGUAUGGCAUGUGAUGUGGAUUUCUACUUUGUCAAUAGUAGUGCCCCUCAUUGGCCUAUACCCAGUGCCUUUGUCCGUUCAGCAGUAGCCAUCAACAUUUCUUCAUUAAAUACACACAAAUUGUGCUUUGGUGUGUAUGGUAAAAAUGGAAUGCAACCCAAUCAAGACCUCUUCAAUGUAGCAGCCGCUAUAGGAAUCCAACGGGGCUUUCAGAUUGAUCUGCUUUGCCAAAAUCCAUACAUUAAAUACUUUGUGGAGCGCUCAAGGUACCAACACUACCUUGCCGCAUUACAAACUGCCUUGGUUGCUCCUCAAUCUCCUUUGGCGUGGUAUAAUUUCAGGUCUCAUGGUAUCAGUUUAUUGUCUAUCAGCACAGCAGAAACAGAUGGUUCACGUGAAGCUUCCAAUGCAUAUUCUCUUGCCGCAUUACAUGAACAGAUCAUUGCAACCCUCAGCUACCUGGAUGAGCGCUUUCAUCAUUCAACAUCCGUGUGGGUUCCAUUGAGUGUGAAUGAAUACGUCGAGCAUGAUGUUGCGCAGUUUGGGAUUAUUCUGCUUGUGGCAUCGCUGCUUUCUACAGGUUAUUCCAUUUAUGAGGUGAAAGGUCUUUCUCUUUCUCCAUGUGUUGCGCUUAUCUUUGUAGCACCUGUUUUUGCUUCAAGUGCAACGGAAUGGCUUGGAAUUUCAGGGUUCCUUUUGAGUAGCAGUUUUAUGAUUAUCGCAUGGAGUGUCUGUGAAUGGGACUUGUCAUGGCUGACUGUUAACGCCGUGGUGUUGUGUCUCCUUAUUAUUCUCCAACCUGCAGCCGGCCUUCUUAUUGGUUCAGGAACUGCGAUUCAACUUGUUUUUCUUCAUGUGAAGUACCAGAGACCCCUUGUGCUGCUUCUGGGUUUCCUUUGCUCUUGGGCAGUGUUGUACUGCUUUGUGGAGGUGCUCAAUAUAAAGGUAUGUGAUACGAAAACAAUAGGAGGCAUUUAUCUCUCCUUUUUUGGGUACCCGAACGCACUCUGGGUCUCUAGUCGUUUGAUUAGAUCACUUUUGUAUUAA